This is a messenger RNA of Nycticebus coucang (slow loris), 3637 nucleotides long. It is a transcript of the gene ZDHHC2, whose product is annotated as zinc finger DHHC-type palmitoyltransferase 2. The coding region runs from base 671 to 1771 and encodes 366 amino acids. The record is from RefSeq and is a predicted model, not a curated record. The transcript is spliced from 13 exons. NCBI's taxonomy places the organism in Eukaryota, Metazoa, Chordata, Mammalia, Primates, Lorisidae. Gene Ontology annotation, molecular function: protein-cysteine S-palmitoyltransferase activity. Gene Ontology annotation, cellular component: endoplasmic reticulum; Golgi apparatus. Gene Ontology annotation, biological process: protein targeting to membrane; peptidyl-L-cysteine S-palmitoylation.
GAGCCAGUCCGCGGCGGGCCGACCGGCUCUGUCACCCUCGCCUCCCUUCCCCUCCCCCGCCGCGUCUCUGCGCCGAGUGUGGCGACUCCUGCCACCCAACUGCCCCGAGCGGCGGCGCCCCGGGAGGGGCCGCCCUCGCCUCAGCUCUGCACGCGCGCCGGGCGCCGCCGCGCAGCCCCCGCCUCCUCCGGCUCACCCGGAAUCCGGGGUCAAACCCCAGGGCGGCCGGGCCACGCGGGGCGCCCUCGCCCGCACCCCCACCCCAGGCGUCCCUGAGGUGCCCGCGGUGAGGGGACGCGCGGGGCGGGAAGGGUCCUCGGGACGCGGAGGAGGCCGCCCGAGGGCGCAGCCGGCCACGCCGCGGGACCGGGCGGGGGCGGAGCGGAGCCUCCCGCCGCCUCCUCCCCGUCGCCCUCCUCCUCCUCCUCCUCCUUCUCCUCCUGCGCUCCAGCCACCGCCUUCGCCGGGCCGAGGAGCGGGGAGUCCGCGGCGCUGGCUCGGGGCUGCGGGAUGGGGAGUUAGCGCCACGGCGGCGGCAGUGGCCGCGGAGCAGCCGGCCGCCGCCCCCGGGCCCGUCCCGCCUGGGGCGCCGGGCGCGGCCAGCCCGCCCCGGAGCCGGGCCAGCGGGCGGCGGCGGCGGCGGAGCUGGGCAGGUGGAUGCGGCUGGAAGAUGGCGCCCUCGGGCCCGGGCAGCGCCAGGCGGCGGUGCCGGCGGGUGUUGUACUGGAUCCCGGUGGUGUUCAUCAGCCUCCUGCUCGGCUGGUCCUACUACGCCUACGCCAUCCAGCUGUGCAUAGUGUCCAUGGAAAACAUUGGCGAACAAGUUGUAUGCCUGCUGGCCUAUCACCUACUUUUUGCAAUGUUUGUCUGGUCGUACUGGAAAACUAUCUUUACGUUACCAAUGAAUCCUUCAAAAGAAUUCCAUCUCUCUUAUGCAGAGAAGGAGUUGUUGGAGAGAGAGCCAAGAGGAGAAGCCCAUCAGGAAAUUCUUAGGCGGGCAGCCAAAGACCUUCCCAUCUACACCAGGACCAUGUCUGGGGCAAUCCGAUACUGUGACAGAUGCCAACUUAUUAAACCCGAUCGCUGCCAUCACUGUUCCGUCUGUGAUAAAUGUAUUUUAAAGAUGGAUCAUCAUUGCCCAUGGGUGAACAACUGUGUUGGAUUUUCAAAUUAUAAAUUCUUUCUCCUUUUCUUGGCUUAUUCUCUGCUCUACUGCCUUUUUAUUGCGGCUACAGAUUUACAGUAUUUUAUCAAAUUUUGGACAAAUGGCCUACCUGAUACUCAAGCCAAGUUCCAUAUUAUGUUUUUAUUCUUUGCUGCAGCUAUGUUCUCUGUCAGCUUGUUUUCUCUGUUUGGCUAUCAUUGUUGGCUUGUCAGCAAAAAUAAGUCUACAUUAGAGGCAUUUAGAAGUCCAGUGUUUCGACAUGGAACAGAUAAGAAUGGAUUCAGCUUGGGUUUCAGUAAAAACAUGCGACAAGUUUUUGGUGAUGAGAAGAAGUACUGGUUGCUACCCAUUUUUUCGAGUCUAGGUGAUGGCUGCUCCUUUCCAACUUGCCUUGUUAAUCAGGAUCCUGAACAACCAUCUACCCCUGCGGGACUGAAUUCAGCAGCUAAAAAUCCUGAAAACCAUCAAUUUCCUGCCAAGCCAUUGAGAGAGUCCCAGAGUCACCUUCUUACUGAUUCUCAGUCUUGGACAGAGAGCGGCACAAACCCUGGAAAAUGCAAAGCCGGUAUGAGCAAUCCUGCAUUAAUCAUGGAGAAUGAGACUUAGCUCUUCAAGCAAAACAAAUUCAUACUUUAUAAAAGUAUCACUGCUGUUAGAUGGACGGAAGUGGCUUCCCUAGGAAGGUGCCAUUGGUCAGUUGUUCUAUAUUCCUUUGGCUGGAUGUGCAGAAUAUGAAUCAAUUAGUUCUCUCGAAGCUUUGCUUAAUAUGUAACACAUUUUUGGAUACAAAAUACAGAUUGUAACAACACAAAUCCCUAUUUAAUAUUAAAAGUAAUUCUAGUUAAUCAACAGGAAAAAUACCUUCUAUCAAAAACUUAGAAUAAAUUGAUGGGCCAGUUUUCACACAAAAUGUUUGAGUAGCACAGUUUAUCAUAUAAAAGCCCCAUUACUCAUCGAAUUCUGUCAGAAAAUUAAGACGAUUAAGAUACCUGAAAGAUUUCAAGUCACAUUAUAAUGAUAAGCUUUAUUCAUAAAAUGUGUGUUACCUUUAAGAAGGUGGAGGUAAAAAGUCAAUCUUAUUUCUUAUUCCUCUGGUGUGAAUCCAGCCUCAGACUGAGUGGCCUGCUCUAACUGUGAAUUCAUUACAGAAUCCAAGUGGCCUACAGUUGAAGAUCACCAUCCAUUUCUCUAGACUAAUCUAAUUCUAACCUUUGUUCCCUGCUAGAAGAUAAAUGUGAACAUUGAAGCUUGAGCUCACUGCUACAUCAACUGGCUAAAAAUAUUUUGUCAAAACUAACACAGUAUAUUUUUAUUCUAUUAGAAACAUACUGUCAUUUCUUCUAAUCUUAUUAUAUUGGGGGAAAUUCACAAUAACAAUUACAAAGAUUGUUUCAUGGUAUUCUUUGGCCUGUUUGACUUUUUAGGUUAUUUUUUCUAUUAAAUAUAGUAAAAAUAUUGAAUUUCUGUUCAGGAGAUUUCCCGAUAGGUCAAUAGAUGAAUCCUCCAGUGAUAUCUGUUAUUUGUGUCCUCAUCAAAACUAUGGAGUUAAACUAUAUUUUUCUUCAAAUACCUAUUAAGAUUAAAUUAUGCAAAUCAUUAAACAAAAAAUCAUGUGCUUUUGGAAAUUUAGUUCAAUAUGAACUAAAUGGCAUGCUGUUUGGAAAUGCAGUUUAAGGUGAACUGAAGUGGUGUGUCUGUUGAUGCCAAAAUGUUCAGCUUCAGUAUUUAAACUAAGAAGCUCUUGUGCCUUGUACGCACUAUUUAAAAAAAAAAAGUUUUUAUUUAUUUUUAUUUGAAUGGAAUAUACAUUUUGUAAAAGUUGACAAUUAGAAUUAGCUGUAUACUUUUUUGGUACUGAUUUUUCAAGUAGAUUACCUUUUAAAACUAUACAGCUCAGUAAUUGGUAUUUAAUCAAAGAGAAAAUGGGAGUACAUUUUUCAAAAUCUUUGUUAGACAAAAAUUUCAACACAAAACAAACUAGAAGACCAGAGGUUAAUGGAGUCAAAGAUCCUUGCAAUUCCUCAUCCUUGCUAAGACUAUAAAUGGUUUUGUAUUAAAUGUGCUUGUGGAUGAACCAACUUCAGCCACAUCGUUUUAUGGUUCAGUUCAAGUGCAAUUCUUUGAACACAGGGUGGCAGUCUCUUUCAGAUUUUUUUUUAAAGUGUUUGAGCUGACAAUCUAUUUCAAGAAAUCUCAGAUGAUACAUUUUUACUUUUAACUUAAAGCAAUUUUUGGUCAUUUUUUAUUACCAGAAGUUCCAGACUAGAACUUAUAUUUAUUGCUAAAAGUUUUAAGAGUAACAGCAGCACACAAUGUAUUAAGAAUUUUAUGCAGCCAGAUUUUUUUUUUAAAGCACAUUACUAUAGCUGUUUUCCUGGGCAGAAUUCUGUUAAGUAUUCCCUCUUGUCAAACUGAAAGCUAGAAAAUAAAGAUGGAAUGUUUAUUCUUUAUUCUGCUACAAUACUGUUAAUU